Hibiscus syriacus is the source of this 620-nucleotide messenger RNA. Its product is annotated as photosystem I reaction center subunit IV A, chloroplastic-like. The record is from RefSeq and is a predicted model, not a curated record. NCBI's taxonomy places the organism in Eukaryota, Viridiplantae, Streptophyta, Magnoliopsida, Malvales, Malvaceae. Bases 78 to 494 code for a protein of 138 amino acids. The transcript has 3 exons. Gene Ontology annotation, cellular component: photosystem I; photosystem I reaction center. Gene Ontology annotation, biological process: photosynthesis.
AACAAGGGAAAAUCGUAUUCAUCCAACGCCUCUCAAUCUCUCUUUAACAAUUCUUCCGCCAGAAGAGUGAAGAAGACAUGGCUAGCUGCUCCAGCAGGGCAUCGGCUGCUUCAAGGUUCUUGUUAACACCCAAUAUUUCAAGCUCAGCUACCAAGACCAACACUAACAUAGUGUUUUUCCCUUCAAAGAGCAACACCAAUUCAAGACUUGUUGUGAGGGCAGCUGAGGAGGAGGCUUCGCCACCGUCCCCAACCCCAGAAACCACCACGGAAGGCGGCGAAGCCCCUAAGCCACCUCCAAUCGGACCAAAAAGAGGUACCAACUUGAAGAUUCUAAGGAGCGAGUCCUACUGGUACAACAGCUAUGGAUCAGUUGUGACAUUUGACCAGGAUCCCAAGACUCGGUACCCGGUUGUGGUUCGAUUCAACAAAGUGAAUUACGCCAAUGUAUCCACCAAAAACUACGGUCUGGAUGAAAUUGAAGAAGUUAAAUGAGUUACUGUGGCAUUUUGCAAUAUUUUUAGUUUUUCAGUUAUCAUGUGUAUGUAUGUAUGUAUGUAUGUAUGCAUGAUUGUUUUUUAAGACUUCCCCCAUCUCUAGCUUUAAACUUGUUUCUGCCAA